UUUCGUAAUGUGUGUUUUGUGCAGAGCGCGUGCAUCAGGCGGCACGAGGAGAUGAAUGAGUGAAUGUGAUUAAAGCUGCCUGCUUCACCUGGACGGACCGACGGACGGACGGACGGAACACAGAUGAUGAGGUAGCAGCAGCUUCCAGGUCAGGAUGUCUGAUGGUGAAGAGGAACGACUGAACGGGAGGGAUGGAGACUUCUGCUACAUCAGUGAUGGAGAUGAUGAAGAUGAAGAUGAGGGGCUUCCUGACCAGUCCCACAGCGCCCCCUUCAGCUCUGAGAAUGAGGCUCAAGGCGGCAACCCGGCAGUGUGGCAGUGCACCCCUCCCCCAUCUACCUCACCCUCGGCUGAGAUGCCGGCUCACCCACCAUCCCAGCCCGGGUCCAGACCCCACUCCAGGCAGGCAAGCCAAAGCCCCUCGCCUCCCUCCACCCUGACAGGAACCAAGAAGAGGAGCUCCAAACCUUCACACAUGAGACGCAACAUCAGAAAGUUGCUAAGGGAGCAUCAGUUGGAGGCCGUGACCAAAGCCGCCCAGCAGGAGGAGCUGGAAAGGAGGCAACGUCUGGAGCAGCAAAGAAAACAGGAUUUUCCCAUACCACUGCUGCCUGAAUACACAACUGGCGAUGUGACAAAGCAUGUGUCGUCAUCGUCGGCAUCGGUGGCCUCUCAGCAGGAGGCGAAGUCAAGCAGACAGGAAGUGAUCAGUUUGGACUCCAGCAGCACUGGUGUCAGCGAGGAUGACAGCAAGACAGACAAAACCACAUCAGCUGCUAAAGAGCACAAAACAGAUAUCAUAGAUCUGAGUUCAGGGGAGGAUGACAGCAUCAUCCACGUCAGCAGCGAAUCCACCCUCGAGGAGGAGGACAGCGAGCCGAGUGGUGCGCAUGCCAACGAUGUCCUGAACCAACCAGACGACCAGGGCAGAGUGCUGAUCAAUCUGAACCACCCGACUGCAGAGACAGACAUUUUUCUGUCGCCCCAGCUGACCCGAGUGAUCAAACCUCACCAGAUCGGCGGUGUCCGUUUCCUGUAUGACAACCUGGUGGAGUCAGUGGAGCGUUUCAGCAGCAGCAGCGGCUUCGGCUGCAUCCUCGCCCACAGCAUGGGUCUGGGCAAAACGCUGCAGGUCAUCUCCUUCAUCGAUGUCCUGUUCAGACACACCCAGGCUCACACCGUGCUCGCCAUCGUACCCGUGAACACGUUGCAGAACUGGCUGUCAGAGUUCAACCUGUGGGUCCCGCCCCCUGAGGCGUUAUCUCCAGAUACCGACCCGGCGCUGGUGACGCCACGAACAUUUAAAGUUCACAUCCUCAACGACGAGCACAAGAACACAGCAACCAGGGCCAAGGUGGUGGAGGACUGGGCUCGGGACGGAGGGGUUCUGCUGAUGGGAUACGAGAUGUAUCGGCUGCUGUCGCUGAAGAAAAGCUUCGUUACUGGAAGGAAGAAGAAGAGCAAGAAAACAACUGGACCUGUUGUUAUCGACUUGGAUGAGGAGGACAGGCAGCAGGAACUGCUUAAAGGUAUUGAGAAAGCCUUGGCCCGGCCCGGUCCAGAUGUGGUCAUCUGCGACGAAGGACAUCGCAUCAAGAACUGCCACGCCAGCACGUCCCAGGCUUUAAAGAACAUCCGAACCCGCCGCCGCGUGGUCCUGACCGGGUAUCCACUGCAGAACAACCUCAUCGAGUACUGGUGCAUGGUCGACUUUGUCCGACCUGACUUCUUAGGUACGCGGCAAGAGUUCAGCAACAUGUUUGAGCGCCCCAUUCUGAACGGGCAGUGCGUGGACAGCACACCUCAGGACAUCCAGCUGAUGAGGUACCGGAGCCACGUCCUGCACAGCCUGCUAGAGGGCUUUGUCCAGAGGCGAGGCCACGAUGUCCUGAGGGACCAGCUGCCCUCUAAGGAGGAACAUGUGAUCCUGGUGCGUCUGUCUCCCCUGCAGAGGGCGCUGUACACCGAGUUCAUGAACCGCUUCAGGGAGGCAGGAAACACCGGCUGGCUCAGCCUCAACCCGCUCAAGGCUUUCUGCGUCUGCUGCAAGAUUUGGAACCACCCAGAUGUUCUGUAUGAGGCCCUGCAGAAGGAAAACAUGGCAAGCGAUCAAGAUUUAGAUCUGGACGACAUCACCUCAACGGGAAACGCCCGAUGUCCAACAGCACCCAAUCAAAAGUCCAAGAACCUGGACAAUCCCAAUCCUAUUGCUGGACUGAGUCUGAACCAGCUGCAGGAGAAAGCCAACCAGGUCAUCACCUACGAAUGGGCGAAGGAUAUCAUGUGUGACUACAAGCCUGGCAUCCUGGAGAACUCGGCAAAGAUGGUUCUGCUGUUCCAUUUAAUCGAGGAGAGUGUCAGGAAGGGAGACAAACUCCUUGUUUUCAGUCAGAGUUUAUCUACGCUCACCGUGAUUGAGGAUUUCCUGGCUAAGAGGCCAGUGCCUCCAUCGCCCAACACAACCAGCAGAGACAGAACCAACCAGACCUGGGUCAGAAACCUCAACUACUACAGACUGGAUGGAAGCACAACAGCCUCAGAGAGAGAACGACUGAUAAACCAGUUCAAUGAUCCCUCCAACACCUCAGCAUGGGUCUUCUUGUUGUCAACCAGGGCUGGUUGUCUCGGUGUGAACCUGAUCGGAGCGAACCGUGUCGUAGUCUUUGACGCCUCCUGGAACCCAUGUCACGACGCUCAGGCCGUGUGUCGUGUUUACCGCUACGGUCAGAGGAAGCCAUGUCACAUCUACCGACUGGUCUGCGACUUCACGCUGGAGAAGAAGAUCUACGACCGACAGAUCUCCAAACAGGGAAUGUCAGACCGUGUAGUGGAUGAUCUGAACCCAGUGCUGACCUUCACCAGAAAAGAAGUGGAGUCUCUUCUUCAUUUUGUGGAGGAGGAACCAGAUCCCUCCCAGGUGCAGCUUAAGCCUCAGGAGGAGAUGGAGAGCGUCCUCGGGAAGGCUCUGUACCGUUACUCUCACCUGAUUACAAAGCAACCAUUCCCUCAUGAGUCGCUGCUGAUCGACCGCAGGGAACUGAAGCUGAGCAACGCCGAGAAGAAAGCCGCCAAGAAGGGCUACGAGGAGGAGAAGAGGGCCUCAGUACCGUACACCCGCCCAUCGUAUGCUCACUACUACCCAGCCAGCGACCAGAGCCUCACCAACAUCCCUGCAUUCAGUCAGAGAAACUGGCGUCCUCCCACUCGCACUGAGGAAAAGCCGCUGACCAGCGUCCGGCCAGUCCAGUCGGCUCCAGUUCCGAUGAUGCCUCGCCAAGCGACUGCAGGCUCUGCCCUGGACAACGAUUCCUCCAGGUCCAGCCUCGGAGGCUUCCCUGUCAACUGCCUGCAAAAAGCUGGCGUGUUUGUGCAGAAAAUUGUCACCACUACUGACAUCGUGAUUCCAGAUACUAACAGCUCCACAGAUGUUCAGGCCAGGAUCACCGCUGGAGAAAGUAUCCAUGUCAUCAGGGGAACAAAAGGGACUUACAUUAGGACGUCUGAUGGCCGAAUCUUUGCCAUCAGAGCAGCUAAUAAAACCAAGACAGUGGAGGAGAGUACAACAGCGCCACCCAAAGACUCGCAAGCCCCACCUCAGGAUGUUGCAAUCAAUGGCAGCAACAGUUGCCUGUCACCUGAAAGGAAGCAGCCGGCAGCCUCCAAGCCUUUGCCCCGCCCUCUUUCACCUGACGGCCCGGAGAUCAUCAACGAGCUGCAGCGCUACACGGACAAAACCGGAUCUGGAGGCUCAGCGGGAUCCAGCAUCCAGCCAGAGAGGGCAGCAGAGAGCAGCCAGCCUCCCAACAAACCCACCAACAGCAGCAGCUUUACUGGUGGAAACAUGAGCCACCACGACGCCUCUGUGACUAAUGUAAUCCAGCCCAACAUGGACGCAACCGCCGCCCAGGACCUAAGAACAGGCUCCAAGCGUAAAGCCUCCACCCCGUCCCUGGAUGAGCGAGCCAGUAAGCAGCCCUCCAAUGGUAAACACUCCUCAGCCCCUCUGGCUUCUCAAGGCUUCCCCUUCACUGGGGGCUACGGCCUCCCACCAAUGGGGUUCAACUCAGCCAUGCUGGGCGGCUCUCUGGGGCAUCAUCUGUUCAUGGGGGCAGGCUCUCGUUACUUCCAGCCCCCCCAUGCUCAGCUCGGCGACCCCAGUUACAUGUACACAGAUCUGUUUGGAUUGAGCGGAGCCGGCGCUGUCCCCACCUCCUCCUCCUCCCCUUCAUCCACAACAACCACCGCUUCUGCGGUCUCAUCUUCCUCAUCCUCCUCUGCUCCAGUCAAAGCUGCCAGCUCCCUCCCAGGAGCCCUGCCUCCCUUCAUGCUGAGCCCCAGUAUGGCUGGCAUGGCCGGGAUGCUGCCUUCAGGCUUCCCGCUCUCCUACAGCCCAUCUCUGGCCAGCCUCUACUCAGGCUCGAUGCUGCCAGGGGGUCUGCCUGGUCCGGCCGCUACUCCUGGUCCUGCUGGAGCCAGUUUCCUGUCCCAGUAUUCUCCCACUGCUGCCUCCAGCUCCUCGUCAUCCUCCCCUUCCUCUUUCCCCUCGGCUCGAUCUGAGGGCCACCGGGGUCCGGUUCUGAUUAACGGCGGUGACGUCAGCAGGGAGAACAGCUCGGACGACGACGACGAUGUGAUUGAAGUGAGGGGGCAGUGACAGAAGCACGAUGCAGUUUAUUGAGAAAGCAUUUAGCAGUUGAGUAAUCGUCAACAUAAGAUGACCUGAUAAGAUGAUCUGCCAGGAUGCAGAUUUCUAAGAGUCUGUGGUCAGAAAUAGAUGAAAAGUGAAAGACGAUGACAACAACUGAGCCCUUGACGAAGUGUUUCCUCUGGUCAUCUCUGCGAAAGCAGUCUGGACGAGGUUCGAACACAGACGGGACACUGAGCGACAAAUCUUGAUGCUGAAAAUCAGAAGAUGAAAGCUGAUAAAAGCUCCAGAGGGAAGGUGAAAAUGGAAAUCAGAGGACUUUGGGCUUCCAAGUGUUUUGUUUUGGUUUUUGUUCUUUUAUUUUUUGUCCAAUUACUGGCAUUAAGAUGCUAAUCACUGGACUGAGUACUGCUGAGCGUGGACCUGCAGUGACCACAAACGGCCACUAGUUGUACUGUCGACUUUACCGAUUCUAGUUCUGCAGCUUUGCUAAAUGUUAAAAUUCUUGCUUUCAGCUAAUUUAAAAAAAAAGAGUACAGCUGGGUGGAAGUUGCUUAUAAUAAAAAAACAAAAAGGUUUGACACUUAGGUUAGGCGGUAGUUAAAAAAAUGUUGAAAUGGUAUUGUCUGUCACUUGCUGAAUAUUGCUACUGAAUAUUUCUUUUUAAAAAAAAGGACAGGUUAGCAGAUCAAACAGAAAGCGUUUUGAUUGAACUUAAUAAUUCACUGCCAGGUUAGAGGUUCACGAAGAAGAUCAAAAAAAAGAAAAAAGAGACGGGAUCAUGUUGAAUCAUUGUUGUUGAGGAUGAGGUUCAAGACAUUUCCCGAAACUUUAAAAGAAUGUACACUUAAUCAAAUGCCUUUAUACCAGGCCUUUUCGAAAAGACUCCUUCUAUUUAGGCAUCAAACAUGGAAAGAUUUAGAUUUUUCUUUUUCGUGUGUGUGUGUAUUUUCUAUGUAUGUAAUCGACUUUUUAAAGAAAAGGAUUGCCUAUGAGAAAAAACGAAAACAGCCAGGUGAAAAUGAGAAAAAAAUACUAGUGAGGUGUCCUCCUUGUAGCGGAGAAAAACAACCAACAGAAAAUGCCUUUUUGCCUCCAUCUUUCUGAAUGUUAACUGUGAGAGAUGAGAGGUAAAGAGAGACGGACGGUCACAGUGACUCUCUGAAUCUCACCCACAGUCUUACUGUAGCCUAGCGAAAAACGAUGCAAAACACUCACUCAAGCCUAUACAUGUAUUUGUACAACGAUCCCCUGGAGGAAACUGAGCCCGCAAAAACCCCCGAGUUUCUUUGGUUAUGCUAGCGUCGUUACUGUGUUCGUGUCUGCGUGUCGUGUUUUUAAGGGUUACAAAAGGAAUCAUUUAAAAGGUAUAUAAAUGAAAACUUGUGUUACUCGGUUCAGUAACUUGUCAACACAGAUUUCACCUCUGCUCUGCUGGUUUUCCUUUAGUUUUUCUUUCUCAUUGCAUUUUGUUGAGCAAACCAAACUAGUUUUUUUUAAGUAAAGAUGGUAGCUUUGCCAAAAAAAACCAAGAAAAAGAAAUGCACAAGCACAUCAGAAACCUCCAUCAAAGAGGAAUUGUGUCUUUAAAGACCAAAUAAUGUGGCAGAGCAGAAUUAAAAUCCACCACAGCGACACGCUUUUUCUCUCAACAUCAUCCUCAGUCGAAAUACAUAUCCGCACUGUGCUGCACUGUAAAAGAGACACAAAUCUGUAUACGUCAGUUAUAGGUUUAAAGCUAGAAAAAGCUUCAUCAUGUGACCAAGUUCCCUUUAGAUCAUUCUGCUGUUCCAUCUUCUCCAAAACGGCUGCAGCAGGAGCUUUAAAAAAAACAAAACAUCCUAGCUCUUUGGUUGAAACAUCAUCAAAGACUUGAGCAUUUCCCGCUCUUUUCUCAUUUCCUGCUCUUCUCUCAUUUUUCCCGCCCUUUUUCUCUUCCACAUGCUAGUUUACUUAUGUUUUUUUUUUUUUGCUCUCUUCUUUUUACAAUGUUUGAAUUUACCAAAUUAAUUUAUUUAUGACGGUGCAUAUUUAUUCAUUUGUAUUUUUAUUUUUGUACAAUGUCUUUUUCUCUUUUUUUUGGUUUCUAUUUGUUUCUUCAUUGUCUUUUUUGCCAGAAUUUUAUGGUCAUAUUAGUAUUUGUUGUUACUUCAGAUGGUCUUUUUUGUGUUUGGUGUUUUUUUUGUUUGUUUUUUGAGAACUGAUCAUCAGCCAGUCUGACCCAACACAUGUGAAACUGUGCAGAACUUGCAUGUGGACCAACCAAUUAAGGUGUUGAAUAUCCAGGGUGGAUUAAACGUCCGAUGACUGAGAAAUCCCCCCAAAAAUGACACCAGGGAUGCUUCGAUAUUCAGCAAAAUUGAGCCACUUUGAAACCAUUUUCUGAUCUGAAUGAACUCGGAUAAUUGGAGUACAAAUGUAUAAUCUGAAUAAUAUGAGCCAUUUGUGUGCAUGUAAGGUCAAAUCACAAGUAGUGGGUCAGAGGCAGUCCGAACACUCAUCCGCUGAAAAAAGACAAUGAUAUCAAGUGCUUUUCUUUGCUUAUUUUUUAAAAAUGGUCCAUCACCAUAUCAUGAGAACUGUCCAUCGAAACGCGUUUCCUCAAUGUUGAACUGUUUUGGUUGUCAGCUCGGCAGACUGACUGCUCUUUAGUUUCACAGCUUUCUACUUGAAUUUACAUAUUUAUUUAUACAAGUCGAUUUGCGUCGGACAAGCCGAGCCGACUGUCUGAAUUCCAUUUUAGCAGAGGAGAUUAAAUUCUGCUGUCUUUGAGGAUUGGCUCCAGUCAAAGCCUGAUGUGUAGGUUAUCGAUGGAUAAUGUGUAUGACCUUGGAUUGCUUUUAGAUCCUUUUUGUUUGUUUAUUUUUUUGAAGUUUGUAAAUAAAAAGAAAUAUGUUCGAAAUAA
This is a messenger RNA of Acanthochromis polyacanthus (spiny chromis), 7550 nucleotides long. RefSeq names its product helicase ARIP4-like. The record is from RefSeq and is a predicted model, not a curated record. Lineage: Eukaryota; Metazoa; Chordata; Actinopteri; Pomacentridae. Gene Ontology annotation, cellular component: nucleus. Gene Ontology annotation, molecular function: ATP hydrolysis activity; ATP binding; ATP-dependent chromatin remodeler activity.